Macrosiphum euphorbiae (potato aphid) is the source of this 2169-nucleotide messenger RNA. Lineage: Eukaryota; Metazoa; Arthropoda; Insecta; Hemiptera; Aphididae. The record is from the annotation of a GenBank genome assembly.
AUGAAAACGAUCAUCACCAAAUUGCAGAAUGAGAACCUCAUAAAUGAAGAUGUUGGCUUCACAUUGUUGGAAUCUUUUGGUAAUAAACAAGAUUUAAUCAUUAAUUGGGCUAAAAAAAAUAUGGGUAAGAAAGUUCCUAAAAAAUAUAGCCCAUCUGUUAGGCAAUUCGCUUUAUCGUUGCACUUUUUCUCUGUUAGAGCAUAUGAAUAUGUUCGACAACAAUUUAAUACUAUACUACCACACCAGCGUACUCUUAGCAAAUGGUAUGCUAAUGUUAAUGCUAAUCCAGGGUUUACACAAGAAUCCCUUAAAUCAUUAACACUCAAAGUAAAAAAUUCCACUAAUCCGGUUUAUUGUGCCCUGAUGAUGGAUGAGAUGGCUAUUCGCCAACAUCUUCAAUAUGAUAGCUGUACUGGAACAUACUACGGCCGUGUAGAUUUAGGCAAUGGAAUGACCAAUGAUAGCCUCGAUAUAGCCAAAGAAUGCUUUGUACUUAUGGUUGUUUCUGUGACUGAAAAUUGGAAGCUACCAAUUGGAUACUUUUUGGUUAGUAAUCUUAAUAGUUCCCAAAAAUCUGAAUUAAUUAAACAUGCUUUAACACUCUUACAACCAACUGGUAUAACAAUAAUAAGUUUAACGUUUGAUGGAUGUGCAACCAACUUAACUACUGCAAAACUUUUGGGUUGUGAUUUUAAUAUUAAUACCUACCGCACGUCUUUUGUUUUUGAUAACAACGAAAUAGUGACAUUUGUGGAUCCUGCCCAUAUGAUUAAGUUAGUGAGAAAUGCUUUUGGAGAGAAAAAACAAUUUAUGGAUGAAGAAGAUAAUAUGAUUGAUUUUGAGUAUAUAUUAAAAUUAUUUUGUUUGCAAGAGAAAGAGGGCUGUCAUUUAGCAAAUAAAUUAAGAAAAGAACAUAUUUUUUUCUGCAAGCAAAAGAUGAAAGUUAAGCUUGCAUCACAAUUGCUUAGCCAGUCUGUUGCCGAUGCUUUGAGAUUUUGUAUGGAUAAUUUGAAGAUGGAUGAGUUUUCUGAAGCUGGCGCCACAAUUAAAUUCAUAGAAAUGUUUAAUAUUGCAUUCGAUAUACUAAAUUCACGCUCGAUUCAUUGUAUAGGUUAUAAAAAAGCAUUGUGUAGAGAGAAUGUGAAUGUUAUAUCCAUAUUUAAAGACAAAUUCACCAAUUACAUAAAAGGUCUUAAGGUAAAAGAAAUUGAUGGAUUUGUACCUGUUUUAGAUUCCAAAAGAAAAACGGGGUUUAUAGGAUUUAUUGGAGGAUUACAUAGUGUUUUAAAAUUGUAUGACAAUCUUGUAGACUCAGGCAAAUUAGAACACUUAAAGUUGUACAAAUGUAGUCAGGAUCAUAUUGAAUUGUUUUUUGGCACAGUAAGAGCAUCAGGAGGUCAUAAUAAUAAUCCAACAGCACAACAGUUUCGAGCCGCAUAUAGAAAAUUAGUGAUUAGAGUUAAUGAUGUUCAAAGCUUUAAUACCGGCAAUUGUAUACCUCUUGAGGAUAUUGAUAUCUUACAUUAUUCUAGUAUAGAUCCUAUUAAAGUACUGAAUAAUAAUUCUAUAGGUAUUAGUUCAGACACGGUUAUUGAUGAGGUAAAUGUUCAAAAUAUAAAUUCAUUAAUCAUGGACCACGAUUAUAUUGGUAACAAUUCUGAACAUUCAUCAAGCCAGUUUGCAAAAGAAAUUAUAAUUUAUAUAGCCGGUUUUGUAGUUUACAAACUUACCAAUUCACUUAAAUGUGAAGAAUGUAAACUUGGAUUAGUGGCUGUGGAAAAGGAUUGUUUUUUGAACUCAUUAAUUACUUUAAAGAAUAGAGGAGGUGAAAAAGGAGGAUUAAUGUACCCCAGUGAAGAUGUCAUUUCAAUUUGUUUUAAAACUGAACAUUUUUUAAAAAGUUACAAUUAUAAACAAAAAGCAAUCAAUAGAUUAGAAAUCCAAUCAAAAGUUUUGGCACAUUAUUUGUUCAGUUCAACAAUAUUUAAGUCUUUAAUAACCCAUAGUCAAGAAACACGCAGCCCUUUAUCAGACCAUUGUACUCUUUUAAUAAAAUCAAUUGCAACUACCUACAUAAAUUUAAAAAUUAAUUACAUUGUAAAAAAACAUAAUGAAACACCAUCCCUUAGACAAUGGUACAAUAAACUUACCCUGUUUAGAGGUCAAUGA